GGCAGGGACUGCAGAGACAGCAGCUGCCAGCAGGUGCCUGAAGGCAAAAGCGGCCCUUUCGUGCGUGCAGCAAGGAAAGUGCACCAGGCCCAUUCCGGAUGGGCGGUUCCCCCCCAACUGAAUUUCGGGAUAUCUCCUUCUCCUCCUCUGGUGCACGAUUCAGGAAGGGAGUCCAGCGACCGCCUGUUAUUAAUUUUGUUUGACUUACUAGAUUUAUAUCCUCCCAGUAGGAGUCCAGGGCGGUAGCUUUGCUGGGUCGGUUGUUGUCUGAGGACGGCAUCUCUGCCCCACCCGGACAGCUCAGGGUAGAUUGCAAUUUAGCCUUUCCCCGUGUUCUCUUCCCAACAACCCCGCGAGGUAGGCCAAGCUGAGAGGCUAGAGGGAUUCAAAGCCGGGGUUACCUGCCAGGAGAGAGAAGGACGAGCAGCACACGAGCGAGCCAGUCGCGCCUGCCCAACUUCGGCGGCAGGUGCUGCUGCUGCGUCUGCCUGCGCCAAGGCGCGGCGAGCCGCCCUCGGUUCCAAGCGGCCGCUGCCACAGCUCUGCCCGCCCAGCCGCAGCUCGCCUCAUCCUCGCGGCGUCUCCAGCGCAACAGCUUAUUUUUUUUUUUUACCCUGCUAGGAUUUCAGCCACGCCGCGCUGGAAGCAGGUGCAAGGGGUCUGCGCAGGAGGGCAUGAGGACAAAGGAUUGCAAAGGGGCGCUUUGGAGAGACGCGGGGAGCGCUGAAUUUUUAAAAAUUCUCUCUCCCCACGAGAAAGACAGGGACGAAUAAAGCGCUCCCCCUCCUCCUUUGCCAGCAACAGUUUACCUCCCCAAGUGGCUGCGCGUAAAGGGGGUGGGGGAGGAAGGAGCGAGAAGGCUGGAGACUCCAGACACCCAGGCCCUGUUCCUUCCCCCCCCUCGCCUAGCCCCUUUGCUGCAGCCGCCGCUGCCAGGAGAGAAAAGGACGAGCUGCGCACGAGCGAGCCAGUUGCGCCUGCCCAACUUCGGCGGCAGGUGCUGCUGCUGCGUCUGCCUGUGCCAAGGCGCGGCGAGCCACCCUCGGUUCCAAGCGGACGCUGCCACAGCUCAGCCCGCCCAGCUGUAGCUCGCCUUGUCCCCGAGAAGCCGCUCGCAGACAGCGGAAGCAGCUGCCUGGGCGAGGAGAAGCCGGCCGAGGCUGCCCAGGCGAAGCCGAGCCGAGAGGACGCUCCCACCUGCAGGCAGCCUCACAGCCAGGUGGUGAGAAUAAAAGAGCGAGUGGAAGAAAAAGAAGACAUCCCACCACAACAGCAGCGCCUCAUCUACAGUGGCAAGCAGAUAUAGCUGGGACGAGGUCCAGAACAUCCAAGAAGCACGCACAGCAGGAUCUUGGUAGGCAUGCCUUUAUGGAAUCAUAUGGCUUCCUUUAUGGAAUCAAUCCAUGUCUUGUUUGGCCUUCAUCUUUUUCUACUCCCUGCUAUUUUCCCAAGCAUUAUAAAAGAUUAUUCUUAUUUUGUAUAAUAUUUUAUAAGACGUUUCAUCUUGAUGCAAUUAAAAACCAUUCAAUUGCUUCAGCAGGCAAAGAAGUCAUUAAGUGGUCUGCCAAGACCCUCAGUAAUGUUCAAGUAGUGGUGGUGGUGAGUUUGCAAAUCCCUGGUCUAUCGCCUUGCUGUCUGGUUGUGAGCUUACAGGAUGCAUUUGACUGGCCAGGGUUGGAUGCUGGGUUUGAAGAACAUAAGGACAGCCCUGCUGGAUCAGCCAAAGGCCCAUUUAGUCCAGCGUCUUGUUUGCAAAGUGACCACCUAUAUGCCUGUGGGAAGCCCACAAGCAGGACCCGAGUGCAGCAGCGCUGUCCCCACUUGUGAUUCCCAGCAAAUGGUACACAGAGCCAUACAGCUUCUGAUAUGAAGGGACUUUACCCUGAUCCAACAGGGCUCCUCCAGCAGCAUUGUGGCAUACUUGUGUGCAGGGCUGGAUUACCCACUAGGCCCCUGCAUUAGUGCCUAUGAAACUGCUACAGAUAUACAAGAUAGUUUGGGUUCUACAAAAUAAGUUAAUUAAUGCAAAUUCUUGUCUGAUGUAGCAGUUUAAUAGUGGAUUAAAUGUCUGGUGUGAAUGUGGCCUGAGUUUCAGUAAGUGGAGGAAAGCUGAAUGACGCAGAGGAAGCCAAGGUUCUGUUGGAACGCCUCUCCCGAUAUGAACCUACCCGUACACUGCGCUCCACAUCAAAGGCUCUCCUCCGGGUGCCUACUCAGAGGGAAGCUCGGAGGAUGACAACGAGAAAAGGGGCCUUCUAAGUGGUGGGUCCCGAAUUAUGGAACGAUCUUCCUGAUGAGAUGGCUACAACCCUCCAUGGGCCAGAAAAAACUAAGACACUUCUUUUCUGAAGGCAUCAGAACUGCACCUCCCAAGAAAUGUCCCUAAUGUCCUAGUAAGAGUUCUACCCGGAGGUUGAAGGGUUACGCUGGCCCUUUGGUAUGUGUUGCUGUGGUUGGUAUGGUAUUGCAUUUAGGAAAGCAUCACUGUCUUGUUUUUUCAUUUUCUGUUAGCAUUUCAUGUACCUUUGACCCUCCUCCCUUACAUCCAUAGAAGCAACAACAGUGGUUCCAUGUGGUCAGCUCAACCCCAAAAAACCCAUUGAUGAUGUGCCUUGUUGGAUGCAUGAUGGUUUGUUUUUUGCCCACUAAUGGUAAAAGAGAAUUUACAUAUUUGGAAGUGUGGCUGCAGUUGUUGUUCACAAGCUGUUGCCUGUGAAGAUAGAUCAAACCAUGGGUGUUUUUUCUCUGUUAGUUAUUACUCACUAGAUGUUGGUUGUCUUUCAAAGUGAUUUUAUAGCUGCCCACAACAGGGUAGCUAAUAAAUUGUAGAUAAUCUUCUUAACAAUUACUCAUUCCUGUCACUGCAGCGAAGGAUUUUCUGUGACGAACUUUGGAGAAUCAUUUGAUUGACUUGUGAAGCACAGUCAACAGCACUGUGGUGCUGUUGUGCUGCACAUCUGUUGUUUUAAUGCAGCCAGAAGGAGAGAAGCCGAAGAAGAAAUAUGCAGCAUCAUUUCAGACUGAAUGGUUGCAGCAUGAUAAUUUCAAAGACUGGAUCGUAAAAGUAGAUGACUCUCUUGCCAGAUGCAAGUACUGUAAUUCUACUUUCACUGUGAAACACGAUGGUGUCAAGGCCGUUCGGAGACACAAGGAAAAUGCUGCACACAUUAGAGCCUCAAGAACGGUGCAUCAGAGUGCUGCCAUGACAUCCUUCUUUGCAAAGAAGAGUACACCAGAAAUGCUCCGUGUUGCUGCUAUAGAGGUUAGCAACGUGUAUCAUGCAGUUAUGCACCAGCACAGUUACAUGAGCACGGAUUGUGGAAUGAAACUGAUUUCCGCAACGAUCGAGGACGCUGCUCUUGUUAAAAAACUGCACUGUGGAAGAACCAAGGCAGAGUGCAUUGUUGAAAACGUGCUUGGACCAAAAUCAGUAGAAAAUGUGGUGCUGGCACUGGGUGGACGUUCCACUGAAAAAGUUCCUUUUUCAAUUGCCACGGAUGCUUCUAACAAAGGCAACCGUAAAAUGUUUCCUGUGGCUGUGCGUUACUUUGAUGCUGACCUUGGAGUCCAAGAGAAACUGCUGGACUUCUAUGAGUUACCAUCAGAGACUGCCGUUGCCAUCAGCAAUAGCCUUCUGAAGACUGUGACUGAUCUGGGAUUAUCUGUUGAAAAUAUAGUGGCUUACACUGCAGACAAUGCUGCUGUCAAUUACGGGGUAAGGAACUCUGUAUUCCAGUUCCUAAAGCAACAGAAAAGUUCCAUUGUGAAGGCAAACUGUUUUUGCCAUGUUCUACACAAUGCUGCCAGAAAUGGCUGGUUUAACAGGAAGUACGAUGUUGCGUAUCUGGUUCAUAAGGUAUACACGGAGUUCUCCAGGAGCACCCUUAAAAAUGAGAAACUGAGGGAAUGCUUUGAUGAGCUAGGCAUGCAGUACCGUGCAGUAAUUAAUCAUGGAAACACACGGUGGCUCUCUCUUUUCCCAGCUGUUGAGCGGCUACUCCAAUUGUGGCCUGCUAUAAAAUCCUAUUUCCUGGAGCUUGGGGAAGAGCAGACCGAUGAGAUGAUAUGGAACUUUAUUGGAGACCAGGCAGAUGAGGCAACUGGUGACACAACUGAAAAGAUUUCUGUCCCAGAAUGUUACCUCUACUUUGUGCAUCACUACAUGCAACUGUUUCAUGAGACUAUUAGUAUUUUGGAAAGAAAGCACUCAGUAAGUCCACACCUCCACACCUUCAUGUGCAGCUUGAGGGAGAAGCUGGUAAAUCGUGUGGAUAACAGAUUUUUUGGAGCAAAUGUGCUUUCUGGUCUAAAACACCUCCCUGAAUCUCAACGUGCAUCUUUCACUACAGAUGCUCUCCAGAUGUACAAUUGGGCAAUAGCACACCUUGGUAAAUGGUAUGAUUUUGAGAACUCACAAUUGAAAGAGUUCACAGCCUUUGAUCUGGACAGAGAGUCAGAUGAGCUAACAGUGGACCAUGUUAGUAAAGUGGCUUCAAAUCUGGCCAUUGAAGUUGAUGUUGAUGGACUUUUUGAUGAACUUUGCCUGGUUAAAAAGUUUGUGCCUGAGGUCAGAACAUCUGAUCUUCCUCUGGAUGAAAAAUGGGUGCAGUUGCUGAAGAGCAUCAGAUCAAGAAUUCUGGUGAAGGUUGUCAGUGCAGUGUUUGCCAUACCAGUAAGCAAUGCUUUCGUGGAGAGAGUGUUUUCCCUCAUGGGCAACGUAUGGACUGACAACAGGAACCAUAUGUUAUCUUCCCUUGUGAAAGCAUAGCUUUGUGUCAAAUUAAACUUUGGCAUGAACUGUGCUGAUUUUUUCAAAUAUGUGAAGGAAGAGCAAAGGUUGCUUAAAGCUUGUGUUUCAAAUGAGAAGUACAAAUUCUAAACUUAGUCUGUUUAGUUAUUUAACACCAGUUACUACAGUGAAAGCACCUUGUUCAUUCUUUCUGUUUUUCUUUUAUAAAGAGUAAUACUGUUUAUAAUGUUUAUAAUGGUUGAAAACAUCCCUUGGAUGUCAUCCACUUCUCUUUUGUAAGAGAGAUAAAUGUCUAAAUCCAGCUGCUAGUCCCAACUACAGUAGACCCAUUGAAUCAAUGGGAAUUUGGUUAAUUGACACCAUGUAAAUUCCAUUGUCAUUUGGGGGUUGUUAUGUUGGAGGGCUGCCAUGCUGUCAAUUGGGGGGGUUACUACGUGGA
Rhineura floridana is the source of this 5189-nucleotide messenger RNA. RefSeq lists its product as uncharacterized. The transcript has 5 exons. The record is from RefSeq and is a predicted model, not a curated record. Gene Ontology annotation, molecular function: protein dimerization activity. NCBI's taxonomy places the organism in Eukaryota, Metazoa, Chordata, Lepidosauria, Squamata, Rhineuridae. The coding region runs from base 2969 to 4768 and encodes 599 amino acids.